Rosa chinensis is the source of this 5152-nucleotide messenger RNA. Its product is annotated as putative disease resistance protein RGA3. The transcript is spliced from 9 exons. The record is from RefSeq and is a predicted model, not a curated record. Gene Ontology annotation, biological process: defense response to fungus. Gene Ontology annotation, molecular function: ADP binding. Bases 143 to 3904 code for a protein of 1253 amino acids. NCBI's taxonomy places the organism in Eukaryota, Viridiplantae, Streptophyta, Magnoliopsida, Rosales, Rosaceae.
UUUAAGUGUUUAACUUUAGCCCAUUCCCAUGUUGCUCCAGCUCUGCUGAUAAAUUAGCAAUAAAACUUCAGGAGAGACACACUGCAAAUUACUUCCUGUUUCUAAUUAAAACACUCUUUUAGUUGCCUUGAGUCCUGAAGACAUGGCAGAAUUUCUGUUCACUUUUGCUGCUGAGGGAAUACUGACCAAGGUGACUUCACUCGCUGCUCAAGAAUUCAAUCUCGCAUUGGGUUUCAAAGAAGAUCUGGCACAGCUGCGUGACUCAUUCCUCAAGAUUCAAGCUAUGCUAAGAGAUGUCGACCAUUCACAAGUUCGAGGGGAGGCUGUGGAAAUGUGGGUGAAGGAUCUUGAAGACAUAGCUAACGAAGCCGAUGAUGUCUUGGAUGAAAUUGGGUAUGAAGCUCUCCGACGCAAAGUAGAACUCCGAGACCAGAUGAAGAAAAAGGUGAAAAAUUUCUUGUCCCACUCCAAUCCCAUUGCCUUCCGCUUACAAAUGGCACAUAAAAUCAAGAAAAUCAACACAUCUUUGGUGAAAUUAUUCAAUCAGGCAGCUGGCCCUGUUGGGUUAGUUGCUAGGACAUUAGCAGAUGCAACCUCUCAAGAUAUUGAAGUACUUGAUAGGGAGACCGUCUCCAGCUUUGAUAGCGAUGAGAAGCUCAUAAUUGGAAGAGAGGAGGUCGUGUCAGAUAUAGUCAAAACCUUACUCAAGUCACACUAUAAUGAAGAAAAUUAUCUUCCAGUUUUGGCUAUUGUGGGAAUGCCAGGUCUAGGCAAGACAACUUUGGCUAAAUCAAUCUAUCAUGAAUCUAAGAUUGAUAGCCACUUCCAUGAAAAAAUAUGGGUGUGUGUAUCCACCCCUUUUGAUGUCAAGACGAUCUUAAGGGGGAUCUUGGAAGCUCUGAAACCAGAGAAAGCAGCAGUACAAAGCAAGGACGCGAUUUGUAAAUUCAUUCGAGAAGAGGUAAAAGGGAAAAGAUACCUUCUCAUACUGGAUGAUGUUUGGAACGAAGAUUCUGAAAAAUGGAAGGAGUUGAGGAGUUGUUUGUUAACAAUUAAAGAUACUCAAGGAAGCAGCAUCAUUGUCACUACCCGUAGUGACCGAGUUGCAAAAGUCAUGGAAACUCUUCCCAGAUGUGAUUUAAGAAAACUAUCAGAUGAUGAAUGCUGGCUCAUAAUGAAGGAUAAAGCCAUUCCAGUUGGGAGUCCUCCUAUGUCUAAAGAGCAGGAGACAAUUGGUAGAGAGAUCGCUAAAAGAUGUGGAGGUGUACCUCUAGUGUCAAAGGUUUUGGGAGAUGUGAUGCGCUCUAAAACAAGUGAUGAAUGGCGAUUAAUUUUAAAAAGUAAAACAUGGGAUUCACCAGAAGGAGAAAAGAGAAUUUUUUCAAUUUUGAAGUUGAGUUUUGAUGAACUGAAACCUCCAUCCUUGAAACAAUGUUUUGCAUAUUGCUCGAUGUUCUUCAAAGAUUUUGAUAUUGAAAAGGAUGACUUGAUCCAACUUUGGAUGGCUCAGGGAUGGCUUCACCCUUGUUCUGACAAAAGCCUAGAGAUGGAGGAGAGAGAGCAUGUAUCAAAAUCAAGGAACUUACGCUCACUUUUUUCAAAUGGAGAAGUCCUUGGGAGCAACUUACUUACCUUCAAAUCUUUACGUGUGUUAAAUUUAUACAAAGCAGAUAUUGUGGAGUUGCCAAUUUCAAUUGGGAAGUUGAAACACUUGAGGUAUUUGAAUGUUUUGAAAACAAGAAUCAAAACAUUUCCCAAAUCAAUUGGUCAGCUUUAUAACUUGCAAACAUUGAAAAUACCUUAUCAGCUUGAAGAAUUUCCAGGGGAAGUUGCAAAUUUGAUCAACUUGCGGCACAUUUAUUUUGGUAGAUAUAUGAAAGUUCCAGGUGGGAUAUUGAGACGGUUGACUAAUCUCCGGUCAUUACCUUUUCUCAAGGUGGGUAACAAGACAGGUCCUGGAAUUGAGGAAUUGGGUUGUUUAAACCAGUUGCACGACACCUUGUCUAUAUAUGGAUUGGAAAAUGUAGGAGAUGGAGAAGAAGCCUCGAAAGCAAACUUGGUCGAGAAGAAACAUAUAUGCAAGUUAAUCCUUGAUUGGAAGCUUAGUAGGCCAAGCCACAAUGUGGAGAAUGACGAUGAUGUACUAGAAGGCCUCCGACCACAUUCUAGUUUGGAAUUUUUGGAGAUUCAGGGAUUCUUGGGUGUUAAAUUUCCAUCAUGGUUAUUCCUAGCCAACCAUUUGAAAAAGAUUGAAUUAUCGGGCUGCAACAAAUGUGAAGGAGUCCCAGUACUCGGGCAUUUACCCAAUCUUAGUUGUGUUAAGAUUAUGAGAAUGGAGAACCUAACUCGUAUAGGAUCUGAGUUUUAUGGUGAUGACCAUGUUAACAGUGGAAAUGGAUCGAGUAAGGAGGCGCGGCCUUUGUUCCCUGCUUUGAAAACAUUGCAUAUUGAGUGGGCCCAGAACCUGAUCGACUGGAUGGAAGCGCCAACAGAAGGAGCAACUACAGUGUUUCCAUUGCUCGAGGAGCUGACCUUGAUUGGCUGUGACAAAUUGACAAGUGCUCCCAGUCAUUUUCCAUCUCUCAAGAAGUUGGUGAUAGAAUGGCUGGAUAGCGGAGGCAUGCCAAUAGCAAGUAUUCUAAGCAAUAAACUCACCACUCUCACUCAUCUCAGGUUAUUGGAAGUGGGGGGACUUACUUGUCUGCCGGAAGGGAUGUUAGAAAACAACAAGAAUCUUGCACAUUUAGAAAUAACUCAGUGUUCAGAGUUGACUUGUAUUUCUCCCCAAUCACAAGGAUUAGAGUACUGCUGCGCAUCUCUUUCAUAUUUGCGGUUAUAUAUUUGUGAGAAUCUCAGAUAUUUACCAGAUGGGCUACUCACUCCUUCUCUUAAAGUGAUGACGUUGUAUUCUUGCCGCAAUCUAGAGUACAUCCCAGAUGCUACAUACGGUGGUCUCACAUCCCUUGAAACAUUGUCAUUGUCAAUGUGCUAUAAAAUAACUUCCAUUCCAUUUUCACAAGGCCUGCCAUCUCUUGGUCAAUUACAUAUAGACCAGUGUCCGGAAUUAUCAAGCCUACCGGGUGGACUAGAAUACUGUACCUCCAUUCGGAGUUUGAGAAUAUCAAUGUGCCCUAAGGUACCGUCCAUUUCAAUCGAAAGUCUGAGUACAUCCCUCGAAGAUUUGAGGGUAAGUAAUGUAGACUCUCUUCCAAUUUUACGAGGAGGCUUCACAUCACUCCGUGAAUUAACAAUCAUAUAUUGCGAAAGCCCACAAAUUGGGCCAGAAUUUAGUGCCUUUCUUCAAACCCUUGUGUCUCUUGAAAAAUUGAAGAUAUGCUGUUGCCAAAAUCUUGAGACUGUUCCAAGUUCAGACAAGCUCACAUCACUCCGUAGCUUGGCGAUUGCUCGUUGUGAUAAAUUAACAUGUCUACCGGAAUGGUUAGCAACAUCGUCACAGUCCUGCAGCCUCACCCGUUUGAAGGAAUUGACAAUUGGUUAUUUCUGGGAGGAGCUCGAUGAAUUCCCAGCUUUUCAGGCUAUACCACAGCUUGAAUCAUUAAAUAUCGAGGGGUGGCCUAAGCUCAAGUCUCUCCCUGAACAAAUUCAACACUUGCCUUCUUUAAGGCAUUUGGAAAUACACUCCUUUCACGGAGUGGAGGCUAUUCCAGACUGGUUGGGAAACCUUACAUCUCUUGAGGACCUGACUAUUGAGUGGUGCGAGAGUCUAAAGUAUCUACCUUCUGUGGAAGCUAUGCAAUGCCUCACCAAAUUGAAAGAGAUAGACAUCUCCCGCUGUCCCCUUCUAGAAGAAAGAUGCACGGAGGAGAACGGCCCAGAGUGGCCAAAGAUUCGUCAUCUUCCAUUCAUCUGCUGCUUUCUCAAACACCAGAUGAGGAGUAGUUGAGUUGGCUAACUGGUAGGCCUUUCACACCAUCUCCCAAGGUUCCCUUUCAUCAAAAGAACCUUUCAGUUUGUUCCUCUGAAUUGUUCUCCAAACCAGUGGUGCAACAUUAUUUGGCCAACUUUGUUUUUCUUGGAGAAAUCAUUGUUACUGUAGAGGCUGUUGCAAGGGAAAUCUCUUAACAGAUCGCAGCGUACAGCCCUUUGCAGCAAGAUUGGGCAUAAGGUUUUCGUCAUUUUUGUCUCUGCAAUUGUAGCCAUCAAAUCAGACAUCUUUUCCUAGCAAUAGUGUGUGAUGUUUGAUGGAUGACAGAAACAAGCAGGCAAAAGCAUUCUCAGAUGCUCUGUUGUACUUGAGCUUUUACAGCUGUCUAAGGCGGCGUGUCCCUGGGGAGAGUUACUUCUAUGCAUUUACGUUAUUAAGAACUUACGAAGCCCUUUACUUCAUCAAGUUCCGCAACAAGGCAAGGUUUCCUGUCAGCAAAAGAAGGUUUCAGUUUGUGCCUCCGAAUUGUCCUCCGAAGUGGUGGUGUAAGAUUAUUGGGGCUAACUCUGUUUUCCUAAACCCUUUUAAAAUCAUUACUAGCUGGAAGUUGCUGAAUUGAAAACUCUUAAUGGCUUUCACAAUACAGCAAGCCAAGAUUUUCUCCUUUUAUUGUCAAUAUUGGGGAUUUGGUUUCUCCAAAGAAACUGUUAGCCAUCUGAUCUCAUAUGAAGAUGAAGAUAUUUGGAUGAUAAUCGAAGAUGAAGCCAGUGUUCAAUUGAACUUUCAAAUUUUAGUGUCAGAUGGUGUUGGUCUCUUCAGUGCCAGCCAAGCUGAGAUGUUCCACUAGAGUUGGGCGUACGUACGGAUGCCAUUGUUAUGAGUUGCUUGGCUAAAGUUUGGAAACAGGCUCAGUGUGCUCGCGGAUACUUCUGCCCAAGCAGGACAACCGAUCAAGAGUGGACACGUGGGCAACAUGCUCCAUGCCAGCUCGGAGAACUUAUCAAGUAGCCUCUUUUUUUUUGGUCUGAUAUCAAGGAGCCUCACAUUCACACAUGGUGAGACGUCUGUCCGUGCCUCGGGCAACUCACACAUUAAAGGAUCUUCAAUUCCAUGCCUUAUCGGACAAUGUUUCAUCACUCUCCAUUCAGUUGCAUUCUGUAUACAGCUAAAUCAUCAUAUAGUGUAAUACUGUAAUUAACCAUAUUUAAUCAAUCAUAGUGAUGAAACCACUAGCAAACAACCGUGAUGUAGCCCUAAACUCUGGCU